GAAUAGAAUAAACCUGUUCGUGAAGCAAUAAUUGAAACGUGUUCUUACAGAAAUGCCGGCGCCUGCCUCGGAAGUAGCUUCCCCACCUGGGGAUGGUGAUGGUAAUCUGGUGCUUUGCAUGGUAUGCGCUGCCCCCUUCCAGAGUAUGCAGGACUGCCUUGCCCACGAGCUGCUGACGCAUGCCAGCAAGCCCCAAAAGCAAAUGCGACAACGAUUGAAUGCCAUUACCAAGAUCUUUGCCAGCACACAAAGCCAAUCCGAGCGAACUGAACUGCGGGAGGCUCUCGACAAUUCUGAGUCCGGCGGCCACUUGCGCACUGUAUUGAAUUUCUUCGCUAGUGAUCCGCGAAAGAUGGAUACCUGCUUCGGGCACGUCCGCAACUGCAUAGAGAAGGAGAUGAGGGGCAGGGUUAGGGUGUUCCCCUUCGGUUCACUGGUCACUGGAUUGGCAUUGAAGGAGAGCGACAUCGAUUUGUAUCUGCAGCCGCAUGGCGACCAGCCACCAUUGUUCUAUAAGCAGCUGUACAACAAGGUCUCACACUUUUUACGGAGAUCCAAAUGCUUUGCUGAUGUCUUCACUAUUCGACAUGCCUGCGUGCCCAUCAUUAGAUGCAAGCACGAGCUCACUGGCCUCAACAUAGACAUCAAUAUGUCUAAUCCGAAUAGCACAUAUAACUCCCGAUUUGUGCGCGAACUAAUGUUUCGCGAUGAGCGGCUUCGCGAGCUCACCCUGUUUUUGAAAAUCUGGGCCAAGCAGCUAAAAUUGAUUGGGCAUGGCAGCAUGACAAGCUAUUGCUUAAUCUCCUUGAUCAUCGUUAACUUGCAAGUGAAUCAACAGUUGCCCUCCAUCAAACAGCUCCAGUCGCACUGUCCACCGGUUAUUUUGUCGGGCAUCAACUAUGCCUACAGCUUGGAACUAGCGCCACCGAUUCCAGCACGGAUCACCACGCUAGAUCUAAUCAAAAAUUUCUUUGUUUACUACUGCACUGUGAACUUCGAUAAAAGUGUGCUGAGUCCCUUUUUGGGCAGCUGUGUGGACAAAGAGACAACCCUGGGCACGCCGGGAGGAUUUCCCGAGUAUGAAGAGCAACAGAAGCUCAUGUAUGAGGCGACAGAUACGCCGCCAGAACCUUUUAAGCUGGAUCGCGCCAUGUGCGUACAGGAUCCGUUCGAGUUGCAGCGCAACGUGGCCAAAUCAGUGUCCAUUUCAAAUUUAUGUUACUUCAGACAAUGCCUAGUUCUGGCAGCUCAAGCCUGCAGCGAUAAGGAACUAUCUUCGCAGCCAGAGAAGCUAUACGACUACUUAUUAUUUGGCUUGGCGGAUAGGUUAGUUGCCGACAAAAUAGUGGCGGAUAAAAGAUCAGAAAAGGCCAUUCCGCGAAAGCAGCAAAGAAUGGAAAACGUCCAUGUUCAACCGCCAGUCGUCGGUGAGACACAAGAAACGAAAGUCGACGCAGGCGGUGUGUACAAUGCACCGCCCAUAGUGCGAUCGCAUGUCAUCACACCCACCACAAACGAUCUCAAAUGCCUGCGCUCCAUUGUGCUGAGCAACAAAACGGAGGAGACGCAGCCCAUAUACUACUACUGGUUGGUCUGCUAUGUGGACACCAUUAUGGAUGUGCUAACGCAACUCUAUGCUUUGAAUGUCGAACUGAAAGAAACGAAUGAGCCGACAUACUACAAGUGGCUGAUCAGCAUUUCCUACGACACUUGGACCGGACGCUCCUUCCAACGUGGCGCCGGUCAAUCUUUCUUCGCCCACCAGUUGCAGCAGACGAUUGAGUUUGCGAAGACCAGAGUGGGAAAUCCACAGUACGCAGUCAAUUUACGCGGCUAUUUCUCGCUGCAGGCCAGUGAGGAUUACAAGGAGCUGCGCCUGGAUGUGCAGCCCCUACAAGGAGAUCUUCUCGGACUGCAGCGCAAUAGUCCGCUAACGAAGCUAUUCAAGGCGUUCAAGAAUCUCCUGGGCAACUAUAGUUUUAAAGAGAAGGCCAGUACCUGGAAGUUUUGCGCCAGAUCUGACCAAAUCUGACAACAUCACUAGUCUUAAUAUCAUUAAUGUACAUACCCUUUGAAUGUAAUGCCAAAUUGAACGGACACCUUAGUUGUGAUUGCUCUUCUUUACAUACAUAAUUUUAUUUGAAUUUACAAUAGGUUAAACUAUAGGUUAAACAAAUUCAUCAAAUUAUAAGUGUAACUACUGGUAAUCUAA
Messenger RNA from Drosophila santomea, 2212 nucleotides. RefSeq names its product speckle targeted PIP5K1A-regulated poly(A) polymerase (gene mkg-p). The record is from RefSeq and is a predicted model, not a curated record. The coding region runs from base 53 to 2032 and encodes 659 amino acids. Gene Ontology annotation, molecular function: RNA uridylyltransferase activity. The transcript has 2 exons. NCBI's taxonomy places the organism in Eukaryota, Metazoa, Arthropoda, Insecta, Diptera, Drosophilidae.